UUUUACAAAAUUUCACUCCCCUUUAUCCACACGUAAUAUGAAUAACACUGCGCUUACUAGUACGUCCAUCGGCCAAGGCUUCGAAAAGCCUUUAUGUACACUGUCGAAACUUACUGAACGGACUUUCACGUAGGUUUCUACUGUAAGUCGAUUCAUGAGGAAGAUUUCGGUUAGGUUUACCUAAUAAGUAUUACAUAAUUAGAUUAAUUUGGCACUGAGCUGUAGAACGCGUGUUUACGAGGUUUUAUUAUUUAAAACAAAAAAAUCACUUUCCAAAGUCCGCUUCCGCGCUCUCAAUGUUAAACCGCAAGAUUGACUGACUUGUUGAAGUUUUUGUUUUCCUACGGUGCCAGUCUAGGCUGGCUGUUUAAUCUACUUUUCUUCGUCAUACGAGUAAGAGCCGAUAAAUGGCCCACAGCUGGACAAGAGCCCUUUGUAGGAACUUUCAAACAACGGACCUGAGACGCCUGUAACCAGUGGUUAUAUGCAACACAUUUAAUGUCAUCAGUCCAUUCAAUGUCUCGGUUAAGCAUUGUGAUAUUCGGCGCGACGGGCUUCACAGGCAAGCAUGCAGUAGCGGAACUUGCGCGCUUGAGCAAGGCCGACAGCGGCCUCACGUGGGGCGUGGCCGGCAGAGCACGGAGCAAGCUGCAGAACGUUCUAGAUGAAGCCGCGGAAACCACUGGUAUCGAUUUGUCUUCCGUAAAGAUCAUAGUAGCGGACGUGUCGGACGAGAAGUCGCUGCAGGAGAUGUGCGCGCAGACGCGCGUGCUGGUGAACUGCUGCGGACCGUACCGCCACUACGGCGAGCCGGUGGUGCGGGCCGCCAUCGACGCCAAGGCGCACUACGUGGACGUCAGCGGGGAGCCGCAGUUCAUCGAGACGAUGCAGCUGGAGUACGGUGCGCAGGCGCGCGACGCGGGCGUGUACGUGGUGAGCGCGUGCGGCUUCGACAGCAUCCCCAACGACUUGGGCGUCAUCUUCCUGCAGCAGAACUUCGGAGGCACUUUGAACUCGGUGGAGUCGUACAUGUCGUGCCACGUGCCGUUCAACAUCGGCUCUAGUGCCGUCAACUACGGCACCUGGGAGUCUGUCGUCUACGGUCUGGCACAAUACGGUGACCGCUUCGAUCUGAGGAAGAAGAUGUAUCCCGAGAGGCUGCCCACCUUCAAGCCCAAGUUGAAGCACAGGUUUAUAAUUCACGCACGUAAGGACGGGUGGUGCCUGCCGUUCCCCGGCGCUGACAGCUCCGUAGUGUACCGCACGCAGCGCCAGCUGUACGAGAGUCAGCACACGCGCCCCGCGCAGAUAAAGACCUACGUCAAGUUUCCCUCGCUCCUCACCACCCUCGGCGUGGCUCUCUGCGCCACCUUCCUCUACCUCAUGUCCAAGACCAGCCUCACCCGGCAGCUCCUGCUGAGCUACUCGCACAUCUUCACCCUGGGCGCGGUGGUGAAGGACCAGGGCCCGAGCGAGGAGGUGACCAACAAAACCACCUUCAAGUUCGAGCUGUAUGGCGAGGGUUGGGAGGCGGGUGAUGAUGUGAACGCUACUCUCCCCAAUAAGAAGGUCAAAGUUCAGGUGUCGGGAGUGAACCCCGGCUACGGCGCCACCGUGGUCGCGCUGCUGUGGGCCGCGCUCACCAUCCUGCGGGAGACGGACAACAUGCCCAAACAAGCUGGCGUGUUGACCACAGGAGUUGCGUUCCGGAACACGAGUCUAAUACAACGCUUGUGCGAGAACAAUUUAAAAUUCGAAAUUGUUAAUAAUGAAUAAAUGAACCUAUAAAAAAUAAAA
Molecule: messenger RNA, 1797 nt
Organism: Bicyclus anynana (squinting bush brown)
Lineage: Eukaryota; Metazoa; Arthropoda; Insecta; Lepidoptera; Nymphalidae
Product: saccharopine dehydrogenase-like oxidoreductase
Exons: 9
Coding region: 499-1776 (425 amino acids)
Biological process (GO): glycolipid biosynthetic process
Cellular component (GO): mitochondrion; plasma membrane; lipid droplet
Source: RefSeq, a predicted model, not a curated record